Talaromyces proteolyticus is the source of this 2748-nucleotide messenger RNA. RefSeq names its product putative kinesin light chain. Gene Ontology annotation, molecular function: protein binding; ADP binding. The transcript has a single exon. The coding region runs from base 1 to 2748 and encodes 915 amino acids. Lineage: Eukaryota; Fungi; Ascomycota; Eurotiomycetes; Eurotiales; Trichocomaceae. The record is from RefSeq and is a predicted model, not a curated record.
AUGGAUGGGCUUUCCGGUGCUGCAAGCGUCAUUGCCGUGGUUUCCCUCGCAAUACAGAUUGCCAGUGGUCUUAAUACCCUCAAGUCAUUCUGGGGCUCUAUGAAAUCAGCCCAUAGCGACGUAAAGUCCAUCAUCGAAGACAUUCAACUACUGCUCGACAUUAUCGAACUUAUCCGCAGCAAUAGCGAGAAAUACGGAUCGGACGGGACUACAGAGUCAGCUCUCCGAAGCUGUCAGGAUCGAAUUGAGGUUCUUAACAAACUAGCUCAAGAUAUAGAACUCGGAUGCCGAUCUACCAACAAGCGCAAGAGACUAUGGACCCCUUUCAAAGCUGCGUUGAAACUCAAAGACAUCCAAAAAUUCCAGGAUACACUUCACGACACGAAGUUGACUCUGGUUCUUGCGAGACAGACGUCAUCUUUCGCAAUCACCCAACAUAGCUUGAACGCUAUCCAGACAGGUGUGCAGGGUCUCGGGCUGAAACGUACAGUGAAACAAUAUAUAUCGACCAUACCUUUCGAGAGGGAUUUGAAAUUCGUUCCACGUGUAACUGCUAUGACCAGAUUGCAGAUGUUAAUUACAAAUCAAAAGAAAGCUGGCCUUGCUGGUAUGGGCGGAGUUGGAAAGUCUCAAUUAGCCAUUGAAUUAUGCUACGACUUGAAAGAACGAGAUCCAGCACAACAUAUUAUAUGGAUAUAUGCCAGCACUGCGGCCCGUAUUGAGCAGGCAUACAUGUCAAUCGCAAAAAACAUGCAGCUUCCUGGCUGGGAUGAUCCGGCAUGCGAUACGAUGAAACUCGUAUGCGAGUGGCUCAAUGAUGAGAGCAAUGGGAAGUGGCUGCUAGUUUUGGAUAGCGCAGAUGAUCUAGACGUUUUCUUCGCGACAACUCCACGCAGCCAAACUGUAGGAAAACAAGGAAAUCUAGCCAGAUAUAUACCUAACGGCUCCCACGGCUCCCUGGUCGUCACAUCGAGAGACAGAAGAGUGUGUCAGAGAAUGUUGGGAAAUGAUUCUGUCAUCGAGAUCGGGCCAAUGACAGAGUCGGAAUCAACUCAAUUUCUCGCAUCUAUACUUCCGAGCCCACAGAACUCACUUACAGAUGAGAUUCAUGCUCUAGCCACGACAUUAGACAAUAUUCCACUUGCUAUGUCCCAAGCUGCAGCAUUUAUAUCAGAGAACAGACUGGAAAUAACAGAAUAUCACCAGCUAUUAAUUCCUGAUGAGUUUGGGCCGCUAGAUGUGCUUGAUGAGGACUUGAGCGAACGGCGAAGAGACAGUACAGCACACAGCUCGAUAUUCCAAACAUGGAAGAUCUCUUUCGAUUUCAUUUCAAACAGCCAGCCCCGCGCUAGCAAAUUGUUAGCAUUGAUGGCUAUGCUUGACCGGCAGGAUAUUCCAAAACUACUUCUGCAAGACGACGACGAGAAACCAUUAGUGUUCCACAAAGCCUUGGGGACAUUGCAAGCAUUUGCAUUGGUGGCGCAACAGCAAAGAACGCAAAGCUUCAGCAUGCAUAGGCUAGUCCAACUGGCUACACUCCGCUGGCUGCAUACUAAGGGGGAGCAACGGCACUAUAAGACCACCGCCUUGACUCGUCUAGCACAGAGAUUUCCCAAAGGACUGUACGAGACUCAAGAAUAUUGUGCCGCAUUGGCCUCACAUGCACGUCUCGUAUUGUCAUAUGAAGACGUAGCGGACUCAAACAAGCUCGAUUCGGCGAUGUUACUACAGAAUCUAGCGUCGUUCGAGAUCAUGCAAGGAAGACUCUACGAGGCUCGCAAUUACCAGAAAAGGUGCAUCUCUAUCAGGGAAACACUACUCGGAAUAUCCCACAUCAGUACUUUGGAAUGUAUGCGUGACCUUGCAUGUAACUUGAGGGACAUAGCAGAGUUCAAAGAGGCCGAGAACCUUCAUCGAAGAAGCUUGCUUAUCUUGGAAUCUUCCGGUCCAGCAUAUAAUUCCGCGUUGCUGGCGACGAAGAGCGAUCUUGCAGAUCUUCUAUGGAGUUUGGGAAAGUAUGAAGAAGCCGAGACACUAUCUCGAGAGGCGGUCGCUGGCCGGGCUGAUUUGCUUGGGACGAAUCAUGCAGAUACAAUCACGAGCAUGGGUGUGCUAUCACUGAUUCUAUGUGCACUUGCCAAAAAAGGGGAAGGAAUCGGGAACUCGGAGACCCACGAGCUCAGCCAUACUCAUAAGGCAAGAUAUAGUGAGUCUGCCAGUUUAGCAAGAGAUGUAUUCGAAAAGAGGAAGGAGAUUCUAGGCCCCAAUCACCCACAAACAUUGGUGAGCAUGAACAAUCUCUCCUGGGUCCUACGGAAUAAAGGCGAUUUUGUUGAGUCAGAGCUACUUGCACGUGAAGCUUUGGAAAGAAAAGAGAAGGAAUUAGGGAAAGAUCAUCACGACACGCUAAAUUGUAAAUAUUGUCUUGCUGUUGUACUUGGGUGUCAAGGUCGGCAUGAGGAGGCAGAGCAAAUAUAUAGGGAGCAUCUUGAAGCAGUGGUGAGAGUUCUUGGUAAGGGACAUCCGAACACCAUGAGGAGCAUGCGAGGUCUUGGAAAAGCAUUGGAAUCUCAGGGAAAGGUCAACCAGGCGCUUGAGAUUUAUCGCGAGGCUUAUAAUGGCCUUCUGGGCACAUUGGGGCCAGACCAUAUUUCCACCAUGGAAAGCAAAGCACUGUUCGAAAGGUUGUCUGACUAUACAGCGCAAGAUAACAAGUACAUAUCUGUCCCAAUCAGUUCUAAUACAUGA